This is a messenger RNA of Salvia splendens (bonfire salvia), 1299 nucleotides long. RefSeq lists its product as uncharacterized. Bases 1 to 1299 code for a protein of 432 amino acids. The transcript has a single exon. NCBI's taxonomy places the organism in Eukaryota, Viridiplantae, Streptophyta, Magnoliopsida, Lamiales, Lamiaceae. The record is from RefSeq and is a predicted model, not a curated record.
AUGGCAGACAUAGAAGAGGAAACUCUCAUUAUCGACAUCCCUCGAUCUCAGCGGCGCAUGUUGAACAAAGUGCUGGUGCAAGUGCGACGUGACAAGACGCACAUUUAUGAGCCAGCAGUUGUUUCGUUCGGCCCAUACCACCACCGCCGGGAUCCACAGUUGGUGCUGGUGGAGCCAUUCAAGGACGAGCUACGGGAUAUUGUUUGCGGAGGAGACGCUGACCAUAAAAAGAGCAAGAUACAUGAGCGGAUAGAUGAUAUUCGUCAUUUCUAUGGCGGAGCAGAUGGCUACACUGACGAGGAAUUGGCUGAAAUGAUGCUCCGCGACGCUUGCUUCCUCAUAUGCUUUAUCUGUGCAUUAGCUGAGGGUGGGGUUGGGGAAGGAACUUAUUAUGCCCGGAUUCAUGAACGCUUGGGAAUGUCUGCUAUGUUUUUCGUGCUAAGUGAUAUAUGUAUGCUGGAGAAUCAGAUUCCAUUAUGGAUCAUCUCCUUAAUACACCCUCAAUACAAAUCAUUGUUGUGCCAAUACUUGAGCUCCACUUUUUAUGGGGAUAACAACUGUAUGACACAACUCCCAUGGGCAGAAGAAGAAGAAGAGCCUCUUCACCUCCUCGAAGCUUUGCGCCGCUCCUCCCUUCGCCUCGUUGAGACCCAGCAAAAUUCAAGUCUCUUUUGGCGGCUUAUCAAGAAAUAUAAUCAACCAAGGGAAUCAUCGAAGAAUCUUACACCAAGUGUGUUGCAACUGUUGGACAGUCCUUUUCGUUCGGUUACAGAUCUGAAAGCAAAGGGUAUUCAUCUCCGGAAGAGUUCAAGAUGUUUGACAGACAUCAGAUUCUUCUCCUUCGGCUUGUUCGCUCAACUCCACCUUCCUGUCUUCCUCAUCUCUGAUGCAGACAUCGGGGCCUACUCCAAUCUUAUUGCAUUGGAGAUGUCGCCGGGAACACGCACAGACCUUGGCGUGACAUCUUACAUUAAUUUCAUGAAAACGUUGAUCAUCAAUGUUAAUGAUGUAAAGGUUCUGCGGGAGAAAGGCAUACUGUUCAGCAUGUUGGCAAGCGAUGAAGAGGUGCUUGAUAUAUUUAAAAGCAUCCAUACCUAUGGAUACUCAAACUUUGGUCUUUUUUAUGAGGUGAAGAUGAGGAUUAAUGAGCACUGCAACAACAAAGCUAAGACAUGGAUGGCCGACCUCAUCAAUACCAAUUUUAAGAGCCCAUGGACUGUUAUAGCUCUUCUUGCCGCCACAUUUCUGCUUUGCCUCACUUUUCUACAAACUUACUACACAAUCAAUCCACGCAACUAA